CGUCACUCUCGCCCACCUCAGCCCAGCAGCAUUCGGUCGGGUCAGCUUUCGGGAGAAAAAUAAUGUCCAACACCUAUCCCUUCUUCCCCCUUCUCCUCCUCCUCCUCGCCGGCGAAUCGCUCUCCCAGCCCACCACCGGCGACCAGGCCAGCCUCCUAGCCAUCAAGAAUGCCUGGGGAAACCCCUCGCAGCUCGCGUCCUGGGACCCGGCCGCCCACGCCGACCACUGCCGCAACUGGACCGGCGUCGCCUGCCAGGGCGCCGUCGUGACUGGGCUAACCUUGCCCAGCCUAAACCUCACAGGCAAGGUGCCAGAGUCUCUCUGCGACCUGGCGAGCCUGGCCCGGCUCGACCUCUCCAGCAACAAGCUCUCCGGCGCCUUCCCCGGCGCCGCGCUCUACGGCUGCUCCAAACUCCGCUUCCUCGACCUCUCCUACAACGCCUUCGACGGGGCGCUCCCCGACGACAUCAACCUGAUCCUCUCGCCGGCCAUGGAGCACCUCAAUUUAUCCAACAACCACUUCAGCGGCGUCCUGCCCCCGGCCGUGGCCAGGCUGCCGUUGCUCAAGUCCCUGCUCCUCGACACCAACCAGUUCACGGGAUCCUACCCCGCGCGCGAGAUAAGCGAGCUCAAGGGGCUCCAGCAGCUCACGCUCGCCCUCAACGCGUUCGAGCCGGCGCCGGCGCCCGUGGAGUUUGCCCAGCUGACCAACCUCACUUACCUCUGGAUGUCCAACAUGAACGUGACCGGGGAGAUCCCUGAGGCAUACUCCAGCCUCACGGAGCUCACGGUGCUCGGCUUGUCCACGAACAACCUCACGGGCGAGAUCCCGGCGUGGGUCUGGCGGCACCCGAAGCUCCAGCUCGUGUACCUCUUCACCAAUGGCCUCAACGGGGAGCUGCCGAGGAGCAUCGCGGCGGCGAAUUGGGUAGAGUUUGAUGUGUCCACGAACCGGCUCACGGGGCAGAUUUCGGAAGACUUCGGUAACCACAAGAACCUGACCCUGUUGUUCCUGUACAAGAAUCAGCUCACCGGCACCAUCCCGGCAAGCAUUGCGACGCUCCCCAAUCUCAAGGACAUCCGGCUGUUCGAAAACAAGCUCUCCGGCGAGCUUCCGAAGGAGCUCGGGAAGCACUCGCCGCUGGGCAACCUUGAGGUGUGCAACAACAACCUCUCUGGCCCUCUCCCGGCGUCGCUCUGCGCCAACGGGAAGCUCUACGACAUCGUCGUCUUCAACAACGACUUCUCGGGGCAGCUGCCGGCGGGCCUCGGCGACUGCGUCCUGCUGAAUAACCUCAUGAUGUACAACAACCGCUUCUCCGGCGAGUUCCCGGCCAAGAUGUGGUCGUUUCCGAUGCUGACCACGCUGAUGAUACAGAACAACGGCUUCACCGGUGCUCUGCCAGCCCAGAUAUCCGAAAACCUCACAAGAAUCGAGAUGGGGAACAACAAGUUCUCCGGCUCGUUCCCGACAUCCGCGACCGGGCUGCACGUGUUCAAGGCAGAGAACAACCUGCUCUCCGGGGAGCUGCCGGCCAACAUGAGCGGGUUUGCCAACCUUUCUGAUCUGUUAAUUGCCGGGAACAGACUGAGUGGUUCCAUACCGACAUCGGUCAGUUUGCUGCAGAAGCUCAAUUCGCUCAACAUGAGCGGCAACAGGAUCUCUGGAGCGAUUCCGCCUUCCAGCAUCGGGUUGCUUCCGUCCCUGACGCUGCUUGAUCUGUCCCACAAUGAACUCACCGGUGCCAUUCCUUCAGACUUCAGCAACCUCAACUUCAACUUGCUCAACAUGUCGUCGAACCAGCUGAUCGGCGAGGUGCCGCUCUCGCUGCAGAUCGCGGCAUAUGAGCACAGCUUCCUCGGCAACGUUGGGCUCUGCACCAAACAUGACUCCGGCAUAGGCCUCCCGGCAUGCGGCAGCAUUGCCCGUGACGAGCUCUCCAAGGGCCUGAUCAUCCUGUUCGCUAUGCUCGCGGCCAUCGUGCUCAUCGGCAGCGUGGGGAUUGCGUGGCUGCUCUUCCGGCGCCGCAAAGACAGCCAAGACGUGACCGAUUGGAAGAUGACGCAGUUCACCCAUGUGGGCUUCACCGAGUCCGACGUGCUCAAUAACAUCAGAGAAGAAAAUGUGAUCGGCAGCGGCGGGUCCGGGAAGGUGUACCGCAUACACCUCCCUGCCCGUGGCCGCGAUGAAGAGCACGGUGGCGGCGGGAUGGUGGCCGUGAAGAAGAUAUGGAAUGCAAAGAAGAUGGACGCGAAGCACGACAAGGAGUUCGAGUCAGAGGUGAAGGUGCUGGGCAACAUCCGGCACAACAACAUCGUGAAGCUGCUCUGCUGCAUCUCCAGCACGGACGCCAAGCUGCUGGUCUACGAGUACAUGGAGAACGGCAGCCUGGACCGGUGGCUACACCACCGUGAGCGUGAGGGCGCGCCGGCGCCUCUGGACUGGCCCACGAGGCUGGCCAUCGCCAUCGAUUCGGCCAAGGGGCUCAGCUACAUGCACCACGACUGCGCGCAGUCCAUCGUCCACAGGGACAUCAAGACCAGCAACAUCUUGCUUGACCCAGAGUUCCAUGCCAAGAUCGCUGACUUCGGGCUCGCCCGGAUGCUCGUCAAGUUCGGCGAGCCAGAGUCUGUGUCGGCCAUCGGUGGCACGUUCGGGUACAUGGCCCCAGAAUAUGGUCACAGGCCAAGGAUGAAUGAGAAGGUGGAUGUGUACAGCUUUGGGGUGGUUCUGCUGGAGCUGACGACCGGCAAGGUCGCCAACGACAGUGGUGCCGAUUUCUGCCUGGCGGAAUGGGCGUGGCGACGGUACCAGAAAGGCCCUCCGCUCAAUGAUGCCAUCGACGAGCAUAUCCGUGAUCCGGCCUACCUGCCGGACAUCCUGGCUGUCUUCACCCUCGGCGUGAUCUGCACGGGGGAGAACCCGUCGACGCGUCCGUCCAUGAAGGAGGUCCUGCAGCACCUCACCCGGUGCGACCGGAUGUCGAACGCCGAGGCGCAAGCGUGUCAGUUGGACUACGUCAACGGCGGUGGCACGCCGCUUCUGGAGGCGAAGAAAGGCAGCCGGCGGAGGAGCAUGUCGAGCUCCGGCAGGUGGGGUGAUGAUGACGGCGAGGAUAGCGGUAACUUUGUGGUGCACGCAGUUUAGCAAAGGCAUUAAGGCAGGCAGGAGAGCAAUUCCAGGUGUACACUAGCGCAGUUGACUGCAUAGCUAGAGGCCAGUAGUACAGUGGGUAACCCGUAGUACAGUAAAUAUGCAUCUUGAGUUCUUGACAGUAGCAAGGCGUCAAGGUGAAUUAUGUAACCCUGUAGCUGUAUCAUCAUAAGCCGAUCUCCGGGAACCCGAAAAGGCAAAGUUCUUCGGUUGCAGUUUGCCUUGAACUGA
Molecule: messenger RNA, 3386 nt
Organism: Brachypodium distachyon (stiff brome)
Lineage: Eukaryota; Viridiplantae; Streptophyta; Magnoliopsida; Poales; Poaceae
Product: receptor-like protein kinase 5
Exons: 2
Coding region: 63-3149 (1028 amino acids)
Biological process (GO): protein phosphorylation; hormone-mediated signaling pathway
Cellular component (GO): plasma membrane
Molecular function (GO): ATP binding; protein binding; protein kinase activity
Source: RefSeq, a predicted model, not a curated record